CCGCCGCCACCGCCCACCGCGCCCACCGCACCCGUGCUCGCCAGCCUCGCCAUCUUCACGUGCCAAACCUCCGUUGACGGCACUUUUCGCACAUCUGAGGGAAGCGGCAGAUCUGACGUGACGGCAUGGCUGCCACUAACGGCGAGCAGCCAGCAGCAGAAGGCCAGGAUGACUUCCUCAAGCGCCUGCCCGCGGGCACCGUGCUGCCGCCGCGCGGAGUCAGAGAAAAGAUCGAAAAGGUAGCAGCAUAUGUCGCGCGAAGUGGCCAAAGUUUCGAGGACAAUGUCCGCCGAAAAAAUGCUGGCACCAACAUCACCCACUUUCUCGAGCCCGAAGACGAGUACAACCCCUACUACAAAUGGCGCGUUGCCGAGUGCAAGGCUGGACGGAGUCUCGAUGCCAGCGCGCCCGCUGCAAAAACCGAUGUCACCUUCCAAGGCCGCGAGUCGAGAGCGCCGAAGGCGCCCGAGGAGUUCAAGUUCAGUGCCCGUAUGCCCAAUAUCAGCGCGCAGGAUCUGGACAUUGUCAAGUUGACUGCGCUGUAUGCGGCGAAGAAUGGCAAGAGCUGGGUGACGCAUCUCAGUCAGCGCGAAGCUGGCAACUACCAGUUUGACUUUCUUCGUCCUCAGCAUUCGCUGAACAUGUACUUCAGCCGCCUGGUCGAUCAGUAUAAGGACCUGAUUGAGGGCGAGACGGUCGACAGCGGUGCGCCGGAGAAGAAGCGCAUCGAGGAGCUGCAGGCGAACGUGGACAACCGCUUCAACCUACUGGAGAGGGCGAAGAAGCGGGCAGAGUACGUCAAGUAUCAGGAGAAGCAGCGGGAGGAGAAGGAAGAGAAGGCCGAGAAGGACCGCAUUGCCUUUGCACAAAUCGACUGGCACGACUUCAGUGUCAUUGCUACCAUCACAUUCGAUGAGCGUGAUGAAGCUGCAGAUAUGCCUCCGCCAAAGUCGCUGAACGACAUGCUCUCGCUCAGUCUGGAGGAAAAGGCAAAUAUGCGCAUCGACCCAAACAGAAGACUGGAGGAGGCCGUGCCCGACUUCAACGACUACUCUGCCAUUUACGGGCAGCAACCGCAGUUUCCCGCAGCACAGAUGCCACCUCCACAGGGGUACGCGCCGUCGCCAGUACAGCCAACCCCACCUCCAGGAUCUGCGUAUCAACCUCCUCCUACGCCUUCGCUCAACGAAGAACGCGAGAAUGCCCGUGCAGCUAUUCGUGCUUCGCAAGCGCAGCCUACACGUGUUCGGACCGAUUACGUUCCACGAGCGCAACAGCGGAACCAGCUACAGAAUACCUCCAUCUGUCCGAACUGCAAGCUGGCUAUUCCCAACGACGAGAUUGCCGAGCACAUGCGUAUCGAACAGCUGGAUCCGCGAUGGCGUGAACAGUUUGGCAAGAACCAACAGCGCUCUUCUACAACGAAUCUGUCCACGGCCGAUGUUGCGAACAACUUGAAGCGGCUGGCGUCUCAGCGCACAGAUCUAUUCGACCCCAUCACCGGACAAGCGAUCAGUGAAGAAGAAAAGGAGAGGAGGAAGCGCGCGGAAUUACAAAGCUACGACGGAGUCAGCCAGGUCCCGAACGCAGCGAUGGGGCAGGCUCCGCCAGGAGUCUACCCACCUGGUGCGCCAGGCACGAAUGUGAACGAGCAGAUUAGGCAGCUGCAUGAGAAGUACAGUCAACGGUGAAGGAGCUUCGCCUGUAAGUGAUGCAUUUCGUGCAAGAUGAUAGAGGCGGGGCUGCGCGUUGCUUGGUCCCGAAGUGGUCGGAACAUUCGUUUCGCUCGCUCGUUAUCACGCACCCGCGUAAUGCUGUCGCGUACGCGAACAUCGUCCAGAUGCGAGGACAUCGAGACGACAAACGGGACAAGAUGCUCAGUGGACCAGCGACUGCUUCCAUCCUGGCUUCGCUGUGCUCAGCGAUCGCGAGUCAUUCAGCUCAACUGCCGAAUUUCAGCCGCCAACACACAAGUUGUGCAUGAUGGCCGGCUCCGACCCAGCUACCACAAGACACCAUCAUCGCACAGGUCUCAUUCGAGACCGAUUGCUGCCCGGUCAGCUUGCAGACUGCGACCCACGCAUAGCAGGCACGGCUCACGACCAAGAAGACGCUGAGCAUAGCGGGCGAGGGCUUUCCGUCUAACCAAAAAUCCAGCUUCAAUGCUGAGUACUGUUAAAGGCAAAGUAUGUAUGCACCUGUAAUGAGAAAAAUGAAAAUUGUGCUAUACAUGUUCAUCAGGAAACGAGAAUUGCAUGGUUGCUCAUAUAUCUAAGUAACUGAAUACGUUGGCGUUCCCUUUAUUUACAGUUGGAGAGGAAAUUCAAACUUGUUGUAUAUGAAAGCC
Messenger RNA from Cercospora beticola, 2347 nucleotides. RefSeq names its product Prp21p (gene PRP21). The record is from RefSeq and is a predicted model, not a curated record. NCBI's taxonomy places the organism in Eukaryota, Fungi, Ascomycota, Dothideomycetes, Mycosphaerellales, Mycosphaerellaceae. Gene Ontology annotation, molecular function: RNA binding. Gene Ontology annotation, cellular component: U2-type prespliceosome; U2 snRNP; catalytic step 2 spliceosome. Gene Ontology annotation, biological process: regulation of alternative mRNA splicing, via spliceosome; mRNA cis splicing, via spliceosome.